Molecule: messenger RNA, 2052 nt
Organism: Chironomus riparius
Lineage: Eukaryota; Metazoa; Arthropoda; Insecta; Diptera; Chironomidae
Source: the annotation of a GenBank genome assembly
AUGAAUGAUGAUGAUUUGUCAAGAAGUCCAGCAAUUGAAGCCAAAGAGGUUGGAAGUUCGACAGAUUUUAAACUGUUUACCUUUUGUCACUGGUCAGCGUUAUAUUACUGUUUUGGCCGAAAUAUGAAAUUCGCACUGUUUCUUGUUAAAUUUUCAACGAUUUUCCAGUUCAUCUCAUCUGUUAGCACAGAUUACGUCCUUAUAAAAUCAAAUGUUCAUCAAAAGCUGCCAAAAAGCAUCUGCAAAAUCACAAAUGACAUAAUGAACACAAAUAUGGACACACAAGACAUUCUCAUUGGUAAUUUAGGUGGUAAAGCUUGGUCAACGACUAUCGAUGAGACUAUCAAGUGUAUUGAUGAUAAAGCAGGUGUCUUUAUUACGGACUUUAAAACAAAAAUCAUAGCAGAGAGGUUCAAAAAAAGUCCUGUUGUAAUUCUUGUUGGCUUUGAUCACAAUAGUCAUACUAUCUUCAUGAAGAUAUUGUCACACAGUCAACCGCCAUCCAUUUUCACUCAUAUGGAUAAAGUGAUUUGCAUUGUUCCUGAUUCAACAACCAAAAGUCAACGCAUUCAAGCUUUAAUGAAGUUUACGACUUUUGGAUUUUUAAAUGUGGCUUUGGUGCAUACAGCAUCAAAUGGUGACGUCAUUUAUGAGUCAAUAAAUACGCAACAAAAUUCAUUGAAAGCUUUAUCGAAUCCAGAAAGAAGCACUGAUGUGUUUCCUGACAAGCUUAAGAAUUUGGAAGGAUUUCAGUAUCAAAUAUCAGUUUUUGACCAGCCGCCGUCAAUCAUUGUAAAUGGAAAGGUCGUUAGCUCACACAUGAUGCACUUGCUUUAUGCACUAACAGACGUUCAAAAAGCAAGUUUUAAAAUUAACAUUAUUACGAAUUAUACAGCAUUAAAAAAUCAAUACAAGAAGCGAGAGUUCCACUUAUGCUUAAACAAUGCAUACUAUGUUGGUUCGUCUAAUCUAAAGCUUCUGAAUUAUGAAAAGAAAAGCUACUGUGCCUUGGUUCCAAUUCCACCAAAAACAUCAAUUUUCAACUUGAUAAUCAUCCAGCCAUUCGAUGCACUAAUUUGGAUCCUCUUUGGGGUUUCAGUUGGCUGUUCCGUUGCUGUUUGGAGGAUGUUUCGUGGUCAUGGUGCUGUUGAUUCUCAUUGGCAACUUGCUGCUGGCAUUUUCAUGAUGUUUGUCGGUCAAAGUGCUGAUUUUUCACGUCGGAAUCGCUUUGUUCUUGCUUUUCUGCUCAACAUCAUCUGCUUGUCGGUGUUCCUGCUGAGUAAUUUGUAUGAAGGUGUCAUCACAUCCUUUAUGAUUGAACCAGCUCAUGAAAAUCGACUAAAGACUGUUGAAGACCUAAUGCAGUCUAACUAUAAGUUUAAAAGUAAGAAAGCAUUCGCUGCUUUGUACAAAAAUUUAAUUUUUUUCAAAUCAAUGGAACCGCGUUUGAACGCUUCAGAUGAUUUUAUGCAGAGGCAUGAGAUUUUGGAACAAAAAUUAGUUUUUAUCAGACUCUGUGACGAUGCAGAAAGUGUUCUAAAUGGACGAAUAAAUGAUGGAAAAUUGAUAUCUGAAUAUUAUUAUAUUUUACCGGAACAACUUACUUGGUCAUUUGUGCGACUAGAAGCUAGCUAUUUAAAUCCAUUUAUUGAAAGAUUUCAAUAUUAUAUGGACUUGUCAUUUGAAGCUGGACUGCCGCAUAUGUGGAAAAUAAAAUCAAUCGUUUCAAAGCAACACAAGUUAUCAAUAUGGCAUCACAUGGCUAACAUCAUCUGCAUUGUACCAAGCACAACAUCAUUUAAACAGCGUUUUGAGAUCCUGAAUGAGUUUGUGUACUACAGAUUUUUAAAUGUUGCCGUUGUUAAACUUUUAUCAUUCAAUAAUAUUCAAUUUGAUAUUGUCAAGUCAUUAAAAUUGGAUGCAAUUGCAACAACAAUCAUACCAGACAGUAAAAUAAUUUUUCCUGACAAACUAAACGACAUGCAAGGAUUCGCAUAUCAAGUCAUCUUUCACCAGCCACCCCGGGUGAAAAUUGACAAAUACGCACAUUGA